This is a messenger RNA of Betta splendens (Siamese fighting fish), 1294 nucleotides long. RefSeq names its product rho-related GTP-binding protein RhoA-B. The transcript is spliced from 5 exons. Gene Ontology annotation, cellular component: dendritic spine; cleavage furrow. The record is from RefSeq and is a predicted model, not a curated record. Lineage: Eukaryota; Metazoa; Chordata; Actinopteri; Anabantiformes; Osphronemidae. Gene Ontology annotation, molecular function: GTPase activity; GTP binding. Gene Ontology annotation, biological process: stress fiber assembly; cell migration; small GTPase-mediated signal transduction. The coding region runs from base 164 to 745 and encodes 193 amino acids.
UAAAGCCUUAUGUUCUAGGCGCAUUGUUACCGUCCCCCUCCUCCUCGCUUCCAUCCUGUUAAUCCUCCAGCAGCAGCAGCAGCGCAGUCAGGGAGGAGGCCACACAGAUUCGGCGUUAGCUUACUUGGAGAACAUUCAGUAGCUUUUACACCAACUACUAGCAAUGGCAGCAAUCAGGAAAAAGCUGGUCAUAGUGGGAGAUGGAGCCUGUGGAAAGACCUGUCUGCUCAUUGUGUUCAGCAAAGACCAGUUUCCUGAGGUCUAUGUUCCCACAGUGUUUGAGAACUACGUUGCAGACAUUGAAGUUGAUAGUAAACAGGUUGAGUUGGCUCUCUGGGAUACGGCAGGCCAAGAAGAUUACGACAGACUGCGUCCACUGUCUUAUCCAGACACUGAUGUCAUUCUCAUGUGCUUCUCCAUUGACAGUCCUGACAGUCUUGAGAAUAUCCCUGAGAAGUGGACACCUGAGGUGAAACACUUCUGCCCAAAUGUUCCCAUAAUACUGGUGGGAAAUAAAAAAGACCUGCGUAACGAUGAGCACACCCGGAGGGAGCUCGCCAAAAUGAAGCAGGAACCAGUAAAGCCAGAGGAUGGACGGGACAUGGCUAACAGGAUUGGUGCCUUCGGAUACAUGGAGUGCUCAGCAAAAACAAAGGAUGGCGUGAGAGAAGUGUUCGAGAUGGCCACCAGGGCUGCACUACAAGCCCGGCGGGGGAAGAAGAGCAAUAAAUGCGUCCUACUGUAAAUGGGGGCAUGAGGACUGCUUCCAACAGGGGAAAGAAGGAGCAUUAGGUCAAACCUACCCCCAACCACACCCACAAAAAAGACUGUUCUCCCCAGUUUUUACUAAAGGUGUAUUGCUUUUACUUUUUUGUCUUAAGCAAAAGUAGUCAGGUUCUGUCAGUAUUCAAUUUUGGGGUUAUGUAAAUGCAUUUUUAUACUUUUAACAUGAGUAAAUUUGCCAUAAAGAAGCAACCUUUAACAACAUGUACUAUGUCAGCCAGGGGACCUCUUGCCUGACCUGCCAACCACAGUUAAGUGCUUAAUCCCUGCCUGCUGAUCUGAGGAAUGUUUUCAUGGCCAGGGUGUAGUACCUGUACACUGUGACCCCAUAGUCCUUUUAAUUAUAUUGACAAACUGAAGCACACAUGAAGUCAAAAUUUGUUUGUGUGUUUCAUAAACAAAUCCUCUGUGCAUUAUUACAUGCACAACGAGACUGGAAUCUCAUUUUGUUAAAACACAAAUGGAAACGUAGUGUUUUGUGUAAUAAAUUACUUUCUAAGAAUCUUGACAA